This is a messenger RNA of Physeter macrocephalus (sperm whale), 2367 nucleotides long. Its product is annotated as plexin-D1-like. Gene Ontology annotation, cellular component: plasma membrane; semaphorin receptor complex. NCBI's taxonomy places the organism in Eukaryota, Metazoa, Chordata, Mammalia, Artiodactyla, Physeteridae. The transcript has 7 exons. Gene Ontology annotation, biological process: regulation of cell migration; semaphorin-plexin signaling pathway involved in axon guidance; positive regulation of axonogenesis. The record is from RefSeq and is a predicted model, not a curated record. Gene Ontology annotation, molecular function: protein binding; semaphorin receptor activity. Bases 1 to 2175 code for a protein of 724 amino acids.
AUGGCUCGUCGCGGCGCGGGCGGCGCACCCCUUAGCGCCCGGGCCGCCGCGGCCAGCCCCCUGCCGCCGCGCCCGCCAUUCUGGGCCCCGCCGCGCCCGCCCCUGCUGCUGCUGCUGCUGCUGCUCCUGGGGGCGGCGCGGAUAGGCGCCCUGGAGAUCCAGCGCCGGUUCCCCUCGCCCACGCCCACCAACAACUUUGCCCUGGACGGCGCGGCGGGGACGGUGUACCUGGCGGCCGUCAACCGCCUCUACCAGCUGUCGGGCGCUAACCUGAGCCUGGAGGCCGAGGCGGCCGUGGGCCCGGUGGCCGACAGCCCGCUGUGUCACGCCCCGCAGCUGCCGCAGGCCUCGUGCGAGCACCCGCGGCGCCUCACCGACAACUACAACAAGAUCCUGCAGCUGGACCCCGGCCAGGGCCUGGUGGUCGUGUGCGGUUCCAUCUACCAGGGCUUCUGCCAGCUGCGGCGGCGGGGCAACAUCUCGGCGGUGGCCGUGCGCUUCCCGCCCGCCGCGCCGCCCGCCGAGCCCGUCACGGUGUUCCCCAGCAUGCUGAACGUGGCGGCCAACCACCCGAACGCGUCCACCGUGGGACUGGUCCUGCCGCCGGCCGCCGGCACCGGGGGCAGCCGCCUGCUCGUGGGCGCCACGUACACGGGCUACGGCAGCGCCUUCUUCCCGCGCAACCGCAGCCUGGAGGACCACCGCUUCGAGAACACGCCCGAGAUCGCCAUCCGCUCCCUGGAUGCGCGCGGCGACCUGGCCAAGCUCUUCACCUUCGACCUCAACCCCUCCGACGACAACAUUCUCAAGAUCAAGCAGGGCGCCAAGGAGCAGCACAAGCUGGGCUUCGUUCGCGCCUUCCUGCACCCUCCCGACCCGCAGCCGGGCGCCCAGACCUAUGCGUACCUGGCGCUCAACAGCGAGGCACGCGCGGGCGACAAGGAGAGCCAGGCGCGGAGCCUGCUGGCGCGCAUCUGCCUGCCCCGCGGCGCCGGCGGCGACGCCAAGAAGCUCACCGAGUCCUACAUCCAGCUGGGCUUGCAGUGCGCGGGCGGCGCGGGCCGCGGCGACCUCUACAGCCGCCUGGUAUCCGUCUUCCCCGCGCGCGAGCUGCUCUUUGCGGUCUUCGAGCGGCCACAGGGGGCCCCGGCGGCCCGCACGACUCCGGCCGCGCUCUGUGCUUUCCGCUUCGCCGACGUGCAAGCCGCGAUCCGCGCCGCGCGCACCGCCUGCUUCGUGGAGCCCGCACCCGACGUGGUGGCCGUGCUCGACAGCGUGGUGCAGGGCACCGGGCCGGCCUGCGAGCGCAAACGCAACAUCCAGCUGCAGCCGGAACAGCUGGACUGCGGGGCCGCCCACCUGCAGCACCCCCUGUCCAUCCUGCAGCCCCUGAAGGCCUCGCCCAUGUUCCGAGCCCAGGGCCUCUCCUCCGUGGCCGUGGCCAGCGUGGGCAACUACACGGUGGUCUUCCUGGGCACAGUCAGUGGCCGGCUGUUCAAGAUCAACCUGAACGAGAGCAUGCAGGUGGUGAGCAGGAAGGUGGCGACGGUGGCCUACGGGGAGCCCGUGCACCACGUCAUGCAGUUUGACCCGUGCACCCUGCGGCAAGACUGCGCCAACUCCAGCCAGCCGCGUUUCUGGACCAGUGCCAGCGAGGGCCCCGGCCGCUGUCCCGCCGUGACCGUCCUGCCGGCCGAGAUCGAUGUGCACCAAGAGUACCCGGGUAUGAUCCUGCAGAUCUCUGGGAGCCUGCCCAGCCUCAGCGGCAUGGAGAUGGCCUGUGACUAUGGAAACGACAUCCACACUGUGGCUCGGGUCCCGGGCCCUGCCUUUGGCCACCAGAUCGCCUACUGCAACCUCCUGCCGAGGAACCGGUUCCCGCCCUUCCCACCCCACCAAGACCACGUGACCGUCGAGAUGGGGGUGAGGGUCAACGGGCAGAACAUCGUCAGGGCCAGUUUCACCAUCUAUGACUGCGGCCGCGUUGGGCAGGUGUAUCCCCACACAGCCUGCACCAGCUGCCUGUCGGCACGGUGGCCCUGUUUCUGGUGCACCCAGCAGCACUCCUGUGUUUCCAACCAGUCUCGGUGUGAGGCCUCACCAAAUCCCACGGUAAGCCAGGCCCAAGGGUGCCCUCUGCCUCCAGUGUUCGUUUUUCCCCAUUUAGUAUGUUGAGAACAUUUCUGUAUCGUUAAAUUUUCUUCCUUCGCUCCAGAGUUAACAGCUCUGCCGGGCUCAUCCCAUCACAGUGCAUUUAACCAAUCCCCUCUUGCUGGCCGUGCUGAUCCUUCCUGUUUCUUUUUUGCGUCCUGAUACGUCCAGGGCACUGUGCACGGCCUUGAUUAUUCCCUGGAGACCAGUUCUUCA